Messenger RNA from Humulus lupulus (European hop), 1047 nucleotides. RefSeq names its product phospholipid-transporting ATPase 2-like. The transcript is spliced from 9 exons. Gene Ontology annotation, cellular component: plasma membrane. Gene Ontology annotation, biological process: phospholipid translocation. Bases 1 to 1047 code for a protein of 348 amino acids. The record is from RefSeq and is a predicted model, not a curated record. NCBI's taxonomy places the organism in Eukaryota, Viridiplantae, Streptophyta, Magnoliopsida, Rosales, Cannabaceae. Gene Ontology annotation, molecular function: ATP binding; ATPase-coupled intramembrane lipid carrier activity; ATP hydrolysis activity.
AUGUUGUGCUCCGUGUGGGGAGACGAAGAUGCCGUUGAAUCCGAAAACUGGAGGUCUUCGAAUGGUGAUCGUGGGGACUUCUAUUAUAGAGGCGAAGAGGGUACAAAGAUGAGGACAGGCAGAGAGCCAAAAGGACAGCUUCUAUCAAUUAAUGGCAAAACAGAAGAUGAAGUCGGCAGAAGUUUAGAGAGAGUUUUACUUACAAUGAGGAUUACAACUUCAGAACCUAAGAUUGAAAUGGUUUCAAAAUGUAGGCUUCUUCAAAAGUUUUUCCAAACCAUGGAUCUAGUUGUUUUUAAUUGUUGUGAUGGACGUGGGAAUGUGGCAUUUGUUGUUGAUGGUUGGGCUCUUGAAAUUGCACUUAAGCAUUAUCGAACAAAUUUGACUGAAUUAGCAAUAUUGUCAAGGACUGCUAUAUGUUGUCGAGUAACACCAUCACAGAAAGCACAAACAUUGGCCAUUGGGGAUGGAGGGAAUGAUGUAAGAAUGAUACAAAAAGUUGACAUUGGAGUUGGAAUCAGUGGGAGAGAGGGGCUGCAAGCAGCAAGAGCAGCUGAUUAUAGUAUUGGGAAGUUUAGGUUUCUGAAAAUAUUAAUACUUGUCCAUGGACGUUACUCAUACAAUUGUACAUCAUUUCUAUCCCAGUAUUCAUUUUACAAGUCUCUGGUGGUUUGUUUCAUUCAGAUCUUCUUCUCUUUUGUUUCAGGUGUCUCAGGGACUAGUCUUUUUAAUUAUGUUAGCUUGAUGGCUUAUAAUGUUUUCUACACUAGUGUUCCUGCUCUAGUCAGUGUCCUGGACAAAGAUCUUAGUGAAGAAACAGUGAUGCAGCAUCCACAAAUUUUGUUUUAUUGUCAAGCGGGAAGACUUCUGAAUCCUAGCACAUUCGCUGGAUGGUUUGGAAGAUCUCUUUUUCAUGCAAUUGUUGUAUUUGUAAUCAGCAUACAUGCCUACGCUUAUGAAAAAAGUGAAAUGGAGGAGAUCUCAUUGGUUGCUCUCUCUGGAUGUAUUUGGUUGCAAGCUUUUGUUAUGAUAUUAGAAACAAAGUAA